AUGACUACUACCACUACCCAAGAUGAAAAGGAAGGUCGGACUCCGAUAGAGACUGCUGAAGAGUUGAAAGAAAUCCUAGCAAAACUUGAAUUGGAAUACGAGAAAAUCAAGGAGCGAGUUGGCAAAAACGCCGCCAAUGUAAGAGAAUUGCAACACAAACUUCCAAAGGAAGAAAAAGAGGAGGUCGCCAGUGAUGAAGGAGAGAGCUGGAGAGUCAUUGGAAGCGGUGAAUUCACGGACGAGCCCAAAACGGAAGAAAAUAUCUUUGAACUUCCUAAAGAUGUGUAUUCCUUCAUGGCGACAUACUCUUGGAAAUCCAAUCCCUUUUGGUUGGCCUUGAUUGUCGUGUUUGGUCUUCAGUUUGUCUUGCUGUUUUUGUUGCUGGCCAACCAAACAGACUUCCAAUCGGACAAUCCUCUUCAAUUGCCAGAAAAUGUUGAGAUAUCCGUCCGCGUCAGUCAAGUCUUGCUGAUGGUCAUUGCCAUGUUUCAACAAGACGACCUGUUGGUUGGAAUCGAAACAUUGGUCGAAGGACCACCUUUAGUCUUUCUUGGAAAAGAGAAAUUCAAACACUUGUCCAGAAUCCAAUGGAACAUAUCAUGCCUGAUUCGAAUGGCGACGGGUAUUCUUGGAUUGCUCGCUGCGUUUAUCUUGUCGAUUCAAUCCAGCACUGUCUUUGAUGUGGUUCUAAAUGUCUUGGGAGUGGAAUUCGUUUCCAACCUGGAUAAUGUAGCAUUUGAUCUUGCAUGCAAAGGAUACUUUGGUCGCUACGCCAAGAUAGCAACCCAAGAUGUCAGUGAGGCUACCUUUCAUAGAGAGAAGCACCAAGCUUGGAUCAAGCGAGUUUUGCACAUUAUCAUUGCUCUGUCGGUUUUGUCCUUGAUAUUGGCCGGAUUGGUGUUUAUCUUUUAUCGACAGGAUUCGAAUUUCUUGUCGAUUCGGGAAAUUCAAGUGCAGUUUGACGAUGACAUUGUGCCCUUUCUUGGGCUCUUCAGUGGUUGUUACACGGCCGUGGAGAAUAGCAGGCUCCGGUAUUUUGGAGAUCGUCGUCUUUUCUAUGUACAAGACGGCUUCCCACAGGGAGGUAAAUUUGGAUUCUGUUCCAGUUUUGACAAUGGAGAAAGUGGUUGGACAUUCUUUGUAGGUGACUUUCGCAAUCCUUGCGGGUCUUAUCUUAUGCGAUCGGAGGAUACCCAAACGUUUAGUAUUCUGGAGGCAGCGGAGACAUUGGAAUGGUUCACAGCAGGAGAGGAAGAAGAACCUGUUGGCCAUAUUGAAAUUUCUGAAAUGACAAAUCGAGCAGAUGAUUGUGGGCAUACGUAUUUCGAAGCCUCCUUCGAAGCUUGUCCCGUGAUCCAGGCUCUUGGCUCCAUCUCCUUACACAAGUUGAUAGGUACCAAUGUUUCGGAUAAUGACUCCGUUACUCAAAUCGAAGAAAUAAGGGAGCGGGGCGUUUUGGAUCCUGCUGUAGCCCACGCAAUCUACUACGGUGAAUCCGAUUCGGCACCUGUUGGUGUCUAUGACUUGAUCUUCUUUGCCGGUCGGCGAUGGAUCUGGACCACAACGGACAACAUUCCUGGGUUGCAGAAUGCCACAAGCCCAUCCAAAAUCACAGACUACUUUUACAGUCCUACAGAAGGGAGUAGCUCCCUUGGACUAUUCCGCCUUGUGGAGAGCCUAUUGGCAACUGGGGGGAACCAGUGGGUUCGCUUCAUGAGCGAACCUGUCGAUGCCGAUACCGAAUCGCCUCUAGGACUGGAGUGGUUUUACCCUCUUUACAACGACGAGACAUUGGGUGCUAACGCUAACGACGACUCGGCUUACUCCAGCAUUAUUCCAAAAAUGGCUUUUCCUCCUCCGGACACGAGUCGACUCUUGGACUCCGAAUCGAGUCCUAGUUGCCAAUUUUGCGAUUUAUUGAAGAACCCGUGCUUCUUUGAUGGCGAGUGCAAUGAGCAGACGGGUGUAUGUAAUUGUCGACAUGGUGCAACUGGUGCCUUAUGCCGGGAUAGGCCUUUGGCAAAUGGAAUUUGCAAUCUAUUUUUCAACUCUGCGGAACACGACUACGAUGGCGGUGAUUGCUGCGCCUCCACUUGUACAGGGGCAUUCUGUGGGCAAGAUGAUGUUCUCGAUCCUUAUGUAAGGGGCGUGCCUUCCUUCAAUUGGUUGGAUGCUUCCGAUAGUGGUGACAUGUUUGAAAUCACGAGCAAAGAUGACGAAUGGAUUGAGCAAGUUGAGGGUACAACAAUUGCAUUUGGGGUUAAUGUGACUGCUAAUCUGACGUAUCAGUUCCCACCACUCCGCUAUGAGCAUUGCAUUGAUCCUGAUCUGGCGGUGAUACGAAUCGAGGUCUUACCUUCACCGCUCUUGGAAGAAUCAAAUAACGAUCUCGUUUUCGAUGGGAUCACCCUCCAGUGUGAAGACACAACUUACCUUAAGACUCCAAUCUUUCGGGUCAGCAAUUAUAACGUCACUAUGUUCUCGGAAGUGGUCCGUAUUCCAUAUGGUUCACACUGUGCAUUUGGAUUCCAAGGUCCGGGCUACUUCCGUGGUGUUUCGUUGCUGGCAGAAGGUAACGCAAAGCCAUUCAUCAAUCUUCAGCAAUCUUGUUCCGUUGAUGUGUACAUUCCGCAGUCGAAGUGCGUGUGGGAGACAUUUGCUGAAGAUUCUAUUUCAGUAUCUAGCGUGGGCGACCCGAAUUGCGAAUCAUCGACAAACGAAGUGAACGAGAUUCGACAAAUUUCGGAAGUUGAGCUGGACGCUCUUGGAAGUGAUCCUAUAUUGGAUGGGUUUUGUCAACAGGAUCCGUUUCAGCUGUUGGAACGAUUCCACGUAUGGGACAUUUUAAGCAGAGGAUCCGGAGAGCUAGUGAGAGCGUCUGUGGGGCACGUUUGUGAUGGCGGAUGGAAUACGGGUGUGUUUUCGGUAUCUUGCAAUCGAGACAGACGGAUAUCUGGUCUGGCUCUUAAAGCUGGUGCAAAUGCUUCUUUUGUCGAUAGCAUGACGCUAAAUGUGAAGCACUUUGCGAAUCUCAAACGCGUCGAAGUGCAGAGUGGUACCGGUCCAGUUGAUCGCUUGCUGGAAGAAAUGGCUACGUUGAACUUGACUUCUAUUACACUUGGGUCAGAUGUACUACCAAGCCAAAUUGGACUGCUUCAAAGUCUAAAAGACCUCCGUCUGACAAGCGGUAUGCUAACAUCAUUGCCUACAGAAAUUGGUGUGCUCUCCAAUCUCGAAGUGUUAGAAUCACACGAGACUUCGCUUCGAUCUCUACCUUCUGAGAUCGGGAGUCUUACAUCACUGCUAACUUUGGAUAUCGGUGGAAACGAAUUGAUCUCCGUUGCUACUGAAAUUGGACUCCUUGAGAGACUGGAGAUGCUGAGUUUGGAACGGAAUGCCCUAUCUUCGCUGCCUUCUCAGAUCGGGCUCUUGUCUGGACUGCAACAACUACUCAUCCAGUCAAACAGAAUAAGUACUCUACCAAGCGAAAUUGGCAUGAUGACUUCGUUGAGGUCUAUGGAUCUUGCAAACAAUACCCUCGUUUCAUUGCCAAGCGAAAUUGGUAGGCUUUCCAUGUUAACCUCACUGGACGUGACGAACAACAAAAACCUCAGCCAAAUACCUGCCGAGGUUCUCGCUAUGACGUCUUUGGAGGUAUAUGUCUAA
This is a messenger RNA of Cylindrotheca closterium, 3666 nucleotides long. The record is from the annotation of a GenBank genome assembly. Lineage: Eukaryota; Bacillariophyta; Bacillariophyceae; Bacillariales; Bacillariaceae.